This is a messenger RNA of Myotis lucifugus (little brown bat), 11532 nucleotides long. RefSeq names its product ubiquitin specific peptidase 9, X-linked (gene USP9X). The record is from RefSeq and is a predicted model, not a curated record. Gene Ontology annotation, molecular function: cysteine-type deubiquitinase activity; cysteine-type endopeptidase activity. Lineage: Eukaryota; Metazoa; Chordata; Mammalia; Chiroptera; Vespertilionidae. Gene Ontology annotation, biological process: protein deubiquitination; cell migration. Gene Ontology annotation, cellular component: nucleus; cytosol.
GUUAUGCAAUGGUCUGUGCAGGAUGGUUUAUUCUUGAAUUGGAGCUUCCGAAGACUGACAGAUGCUGGUACUUCUAUAAGUGGACUCUAAUUUCUUUUCUCAAGAUAACUACAUAAGCAGACAAAAUUGCAAAGAUCUGCCCUGUGUCGAGUAUGACAGCCACGACUCGUGGCUCUCCGGUAGGAGGGAAUGACAACCAGGGCCAGGCUCCUGAUGGCCAGUCUCAGCCACCCCUCCAGCAGAAUCAGACGCCAUCGCCUGAUUCCUCCAAUGAAAAUUCCCCGGCAACUCCCCCAGAUGAGCAAGGUCAGGGUGAUGCUCCCCCACAGCUGGAAGAGGAGGAGCCUGCGUUCCCGCAUACGGACCUCGCCAAGUUGGAUGACAUGAUCAAUAGGCCUCGGUGGGUGGUCCCAGUGUUGCCGAAAGAAUUAGAAAUGCUUUUGGAAGCUGCUAUUGAUCUUAGUAAAAAAGGCCUUGAUGUUAAAAGUGAAGCAUGUCAGCGAUUCUUUCGAGAUGGGCUCACAAUAUCCUUCACUAAAAUCCUUACAGACGAGGCAGUGAGUGGCUGGAAGUUUGAAAUUCACAGGUGUAUUAUCAAUAACACUCAUCGCCUGGUGGAACUAUGUGUGGCCAAGUUGUCCCAAGACUGGUUUCCACUUCUAGAACUUCUCUCCAUGGCCUUAAAUCCCCAUUGCAAGUUCCAUAUCUACAAUGGUACCCGUCCGUGCGAAUCCGUGUCCUCAAGUGUUCAGUUGCCUGAAGAUGAACUCUUCGCUCGUUCUCCAGACCCUCGCUCACCAAAAGGUUGGCUAGUGGAUCUCCUCAACAAAUUCGGCACUUUAAAUGGGUUCCAGAUUUUGCAUGAUCGUUUUAUUAGUGGAUCAGCAUUAAAUGUUCAAAUAAUUGCAGCUCUUAUUAAACCAUUUGGACAAAGCUAUGAAUUUCUCACUCUUCACACGGUGAAAAAGUACUUUCUUCCAGUCAUAGAAAUGGUUCCACAGUUUUUAGAAAACUUAACUGAUGAAGAGCUGAAAAAAGAAGCAAAGAAUGAAGCCAAAAAUGAUGCCCUCUCAAUGAUUAUUAAAUCUUUGAAGAAUUUAGCGUCAAGGGUUCCAGGACAAGAAGAAACUGUAAAAAAUUUAGAAAUAUUUAGGUUAAAAAUGAUACUUAGAUUAUUGCAAAUUUCUUCUUUCAAUGGAAAGAUGAAUGCACUGAAUGAGGUUAAUAAGGUGAUUUCUAGUGUCUCGUACUACACUCACCGGCAUGGGAACCCCGAGGAGGAAGAGUGGCUCACAGCUGAACGAAUGGCAGAAUGGAUACAGCAGAACAACAUCUUAUCCAUUGUCUUGCGAGACAGCCUGCACCAGCCACAGUACGUGGAGAAGCUGGAGAAGAUUCUUCGUUUCGUCAUCAAAGAAAAGGCUCUGACCUUACAAGACCUUGAUAAUAUCUGGGCAGCACAGGCGGGGAAGCACGAGGCCAUUGUGAAGAAUGUACAUGAUUUACUGGCAAAGUUGGCCUGGGAUUUUUCUCCUGAACAACUCGAUCAUCUCUUUGAUUGCUUUAAGGCAAGUUGGACAAAUGCAAGUAAAAAGCAGCGGGAGAAGCUGCUGGAGCUGAUUCGUCGUCUUGCGGAGGAUGAUAAGGACGGUGUGAUGGCGCACAAGGUGCUGAACCUCCUGUGGAACCUGGCCCACAGCGACGACGUGCCCGUGGACAUCAUGGACCUGGCCCUCAGCGCCCACAUCAAAAUCCUCGAUUACAGCUGCUCGCAGGACCGUGACACACAGAAGAUCCAGUGGAUAGAUCGCUUUAUAGAAGAACUUCGUACAAAUGACAAAUGGGUCAUCCCCGCUCUGAAACAAAUUAGAGAAAUUUGUAGUUUGUUUGGGGAGGCACCUCAGAAUUUGAGUCAAACUCAGCGAAGUCCCCAUGUAUUUUAUCGCCAUGACUUAAUCAAUCAACUUCAGCACAAUCAUGCCCUAGUUACUUUGGUAGCAGAAAAUCUUGCAACUUACAUGGAAAGCAUGAGACUGUAUGCUAGAGACCAUGAGGACUACGACCCACAAACUGUAAGGCUGGGAAGUAGAUACAGUCACGUUCAAGAAGUCCAAGAGCGGCUGAACUUCCUGAGAUUCUUGCUGAAGGACGGCCAGCUGUGGCUGUGCGCCCCGCAGGCGAAGCAGAUCUGGAAGUGCCUGGCCGAGAACGCCGUGUACCUGUGCGACCGCGAGGCCUGCUUCAAGUGGUACUCCAAGCUGAUGGGGGAUGAGCCGGACUUGGACCCUGACAUCAACAAGGACUUCUUCGAAAGCAACGUGCUCCAGCUCGACCCUUCCCUCCUAACGGAAAACGGCAUGAAAUGUUUUGAGCGAUUCUUCAAAGCUGUGAAUUGUCGAGAAGGAAAACUGGUAGCAAAGAGGAGAGCGUACAUGAUGGAUGACCUGGAGUUGAUAGGGUUAGACUACCUUUGGAGGGUUGUGAUUCAGAGCAAUGACGAUAUUGCCAGCAGAGCUAUAGAUCUCCUUAAAGAGAUAUACACAAACCUGGGGCCAAGGCUACAGGUCAAUCAGGUGGUGAUCCAUGAAGACUUCAUUCAGUCUUGCUUUGAUCGUUUGAAAGCCUCCUAUGACACGCUGUGUGUGUUGGAUGGUGACAAGGACAGUAUUAAUUGUGCAAGACAGGAAGCUGUUCGGAUGGUUCGAGUGCUAACCGUGCUGAGGGAGUACAUAAAUGAGUGUGACAGCGAUUACCACGAGGAAAGAACAAUUCUGCCCAUGUCAAGAGCUUUCCGUGGUAAACACCUCUCUUUUAUAGUCCGGUUUCCGAACCAGGGCAGGCAGGUUGAUGACCUGGACGUGUGGUCCCACACAAAUGACACGAUCGGUUCCGUGCGGCGGUGCAUUCUCAAUCGCAUUAAAGCCAACGUUGCCCAUACAAAAAUCGAGCUCUUCGUGGGCGGGGAACUGAUAGAUCCUGCAGAUGAUAGAAAGUUGAUUGGACAAUUGAACUUAAAGGAUAAAUCGCUAAUUACAGCCAAGCUUACACAAAUAAGUUCCAAUAUGCCUUCGAGCCCUGAUAGCUCUUCUGAUUCCUCAACUGGAUCUCCUGGAAACCAUGGUAACCAUUACAGCGAUGGGCCCAACCCAGAAGUGGAAAGCUGUUUGCCCGGGGUGAUAAUGUCACUGCAUCCCAGAUACAUCUCUUUCCUUUGGCAAGUUGCAGACUUAGGUAGCAGCCUAAAUAUGCCAUCUCUUAGAGAUGGUGCAAGAGUGCUUAUGAAACUUAUGCCACCAGAUAGCACAACAAUAGAAAAACUGAGAGCGAUUUGCUUAGACCACGCGAAGCUUGGAGACAGCAGCCUUAGCCCAUCUCUUGACUCGCUUUUCUUUGGUCCUUCCGCUUCCCAAGUGCUAUACCUGACAGAGGUGGUCUAUGCCUUGCUCAUGCCUGCUGGUGCACCUCUGGCUGAAGACUCCUCUGAUUUCCAGUUUCACUUCUUGAAAAGCGGUGGCCUGCCCCUAGUCCUGAGUAUGCUGACCAGAAACAACUUCCUGCCCAAUGCAGACAUGGAAACUCGCAGGGGUGCCUACCUCAAUGCUCUGAAAAUAGCCAAGCUGUUGCUGACUGCCAUUGGCUACGGCCACGUUCGCGCUGUGGCGGAAGCGUUUCAGCCGGGUGUAGAAGGCGUGAAUCCUUUGACAUCGGUCAACCAAGUCACGCACGACCAGGCCGUGGUGCUGCAGAGCGCGCUGCAGAGCAUCCCGAACCCGUCGUCCGAGUGCAUGCUCAGGAACGUGGCCAUCCGCCUGGCCCAGCAGGUCUCCGACGAGGCUUCAAGAUACAUGCCUGACAUCUGCGUGAUUAGAGCAAUUCAGAAAAUCAUCUGGGCCUCCGGGUGCGGGGCUCUACAGCUGGUAUUUAGCCCGAAUGAAGAAAUCACUAAAAUUUAUGAGAAGUCCAACGUGGGCAACGAGCUGGACUUGGAAGACGAGCAGGUUUGCUGCGAAGCGUUGGAAGUGAUGACGUUGUGUUUUGCCUUGAUUCCAACGGCCUUAGAUGCUCUUAGCAAAGAAAAGGCUUGGCAGACGUUCAUUAUUGACUUACUGUUGCACUGUCACAGCAAAACUGUCCGCCAGGUGGCGCAGGAGCAGUUCUUCCUGAUGUGCACCAGGUGUUGCAUGGGCCACAGGCCUCUGCUUUUCUUCAUCACGCUGCUCUUCACUGUUUUGGGGAGCACAGCCAGGGAGAGAGCUAAACACUCGGGUGACUACUUCACUCUACUGAGGCACCUUCUGAAUUAUGCUUACAACAGUAACAUUAAUAUACCCAACGCCGAAGUUCUUCUCAACAAUGAAAUCGAUUGGCUGAAGAGAAUUAGGGAUGAAGUUAAGAGAACAGGUGACACAGGUGUUGAGGAGACGAUCUUGGAAGGCCACCUGGGGGUAACAAAAGAGCUGCUGGCCUUUCAAACCCCGGAGAAAAAGUACCAUAUCGGUUGUGAAAAGGGAGGUGCUAGCCUCAUUAAAGAAUUAAUUGAUGACUUCAUCUUCCCUGCAUCCAAUGUGUACCUGCAGUACAUGAGGAACGGAGAGCUGCCCGCCGAGCAGGCCAUCCCCGUCUGCAGCUCACCAGCUACCAUCAAUGCUGGUUUUGAGUUACUUGUAGCAUUAGCUGUUGGCUGUGUGAGGAAUCUCAAGCAGAUAGUAGAGUCUUUGACUGAAAUGUAUUACAUUGGCACAGCAAUAACUACGUGUGAAGCACUUACUGAGUGGGAAUAUCUGCCCCCUGUGGGACCCCGCCCUCCCAAAGGCUUCGUGGGGCUGAAAAAUGCCGGUGCUACCUGCUACAUGAAUUCUGUGAUCCAGCAGCUCUACAUGAUCCCCUCCAUCCGGAACGGUAUUCUUGCCAUUGAAGGCACAGGUAGUGAUGUAGAUGAUGAUAUGUCUGGGGAUGAGAAGCAGGACAAUGAGAGCAAUGUUGAUCCCAGAGAUGAUGUAUUUGGAUACCCUCAGCAAUUCGAAGACAAGCCAGCAUUAAGUAAGACAGAGGACAGGAAGGAGUACAACAUCGGUGUCCUCAGACACCUGCAGGUCAUCUUUGGCCACUUGGCUGCCUCUCGGCUGCAGUACUAUGUGCCCAGAGGAUUCUGGAAGCAGUUCAGGCUUUGGGGUGAGCCUGUUAAUCUGCGUGAGCAACAUGAUGCUUUAGAAUUUUUUAAUUCUUUGGUGGAUAGUUUAGAUGAAGCUUUGAAAGCCUUAGGACAUCCUGCUAUGCUAAGUAAAGUUUUAGGAGGUUCCUUUGCGGAUCAGAAGAUUUGCCAAGGCUGCCCACAUAGAUACGAGUGUGAAGAAUCUUUUACGACUUUGAAUGUAGACAUUCGAAAUCACCAAAAUCUUCUUGAUUCUUUGGAACAAUACGUCAAAGGAGAUUUAUUAGAAGGUGCAAAUGCAUAUCAUUGUGAGAAAUGCAAUAAAAAGGUUGAUACUGUAAAACGCCUGCUAAUUAAAAAAUUACCUCCUGUUCUUGCUAUUCAACUGAAACGAUUCGACUAUGACUGGGAAAGAGAGUGUGCGAUCAAGUUCAAUGAUUAUUUUGAGUUUCCUCGAGAGCUGGACAUGGAGCCUUACACGGUGGCAGGUGUCGCAAAGCUGGAGGGAGACAAUGUGAACCCAGAGAGUCAGCUGAUUCAGCAGAACGAGCAGUCCGAGGGCGAGGUGGCGGGCAGCACGAAGUACAGGCUCGUGGGUGUGCUUGUCCACAGCGGCCAGGCGAGUGGCGGCCACUAUUAUUCUUACAUCAUUCAGAGGAAUGGUGUGGACGGUGAGAGAAAUCGCUGGUAUAAAUUCGAUGACGGCGAUGUGACAGAGUGUAAAAUGGAUGAUGACGAAGAAAUGAAAAACCAGUGUUUUGGGGGAGAGUACAUGGGAGAAGUGUUCGAUCACAUGAUGAAGCGCAUGUCAUACAGGCGCCAGAAAAGGUGGUGGAACGCCUACAUACUCUUUUAUGAGCGAUUGGACACGAUAGACCAAGGCGAUGAGUUGAUACGAUACAUAUCCGAGCUCGCUGUCACCAGCAGACCCCAUCAAAUCGUCAUGCCAUCGGCCAUCGAGAGAAGUGUGCGCAAACAGAACGUGCAGUUCAUGCAUAACCGAAUGCAGUACAGUUUGGAAUAUUUUCAGUUCAUGAAAAAACUGCUUACAUGUAAUGGUGUUUACUUAAAUCCUCCUCCCGGGCAAGAUCACCUGUUGCCUGAAGCAGAAGAAAUCACCAUGAUUAGUAUUCAACUUGCUGCUAGGUUCCUCUUCACCACAGGGUUUCAUACCAAGAAAGUAGUCCGUGGCUCGGCCAGUGAUUGGUAUGAUGCACUGUGUAUUCUCCUUCGCCACAGCAAGAAUGUGCGCUUUUGGUUUGCUCAUAACGUCCUUUUUAAUGUUUCCAAUCGCUUCUCUGAAUACCUCCUGGAGUGCCCUAGUGCGGAAGUGAGGGGUGCAUUUGCAAAGCUGAUCGUUUUCAUUGCACAUUUUUCCUUGCAAGAUGGGCCAUGCCCUUCACCUUUUGCAUCUCCCGGACCUUCUAGUCAGGCUUAUGACAACCUAAGCCUCAGCGAUCACCUGCUGAGAGCGGUGCUGAAUCUCCUGAGAAGGGAAGUCUCGGAGCAUGGGCGCCAUUUGCAGCAGUAUUUCAACCUGUUUGUGAUGUAUGCCAAUUUAGGAGUGGCCGAGAAGACACAGCUUCUGAAGUUGAGUGUGCCUGCCACCUUCAUGCUUGUGUCUUUGGAUGAGGGCCCAGGUCCUCCCAUCAAAUACCAGUAUGCUGAGUUGGGCAAGCUGUACUCAGUAGUGUCCCAGCUGAUCCGCUGUUGCAAUGUCUCGUCAAGAAUGCAGUCCUCAAUCAAUGGUAAUCCUCCUCUUCCCAACCCUUUUGGUGAUCCUAAUUUAUCCCAGCCUAUCAUGCCAAUUCAGCAGAAUGUGGCAGACAUUUUAUUUGUGAGAACAAGUUAUGUGAAGAAAAUCAUUGAGGAUUGCAGUAACUCGGAGGAAACCGUCAAAUUGCUUCGUUUUUGCUGCUGGGAGAAUCCUCAGUUCUCAUCUACUGUCCUCAGUGAACUUCUGUGGCAGGUUGCGUAUUCCUACACUUACGAGCUGCGGCCCUAUUUGGAUCUGCUUUUGCAAAUCUUGCUGAUCGAGGACUCCUGGCAGACUCACAGAAUUCAUAAUGCACUUAAAGGAAUCCCCGACGACCGAGAUGGGCUGUUUGACACAAUCCAGCGCUCUAAGAAUCACUAUCAGAAGCGAGCGUACCAGUGCAUCAAGUGUAUGGUGGCUCUCUUUAGCAACUGUCCUGUUGCUUACCAGAUUUUGCAGGGCAACGGAGAUCUGAAAAGAAAGUGGACCUGGGCAGUGGAGUGGCUUGGAGAUGAGCUCGAAAGACGACCAUACACUGGCAACCCUCAGUACACGUACAACAACUGGUCGCCUCCGGUGCAAAGCAAUGAGACCUCAAAUGGUUAUUUCUUGGAGAGAUCACAUAGUGCUAGGAUGACCCUUGCAAAAGCUUGUGAACUCUGUCCAGAGGAGGAGCCAGAUGACCAAGAUGCGCCGGAUGAGCAUGAGUCGCCUCCCCCCGAAGAUGCCCCGCUGUACCCCCACUCCCCCGGAUCUCAGUAUCAACAGAACAACCAUGUGCACGGACAGCCAUACACCGGCCCCGCGGCGCAUCACAUGAACAACCCUCAGAGAGCUGGCCAACGAGCACAAGAAAACUACGAAGGCAGCGAAGAAGUGUCCCCGCCUCAGACGAAGGAUCAGUGAAACGCACACGCCUAACUGGUUCCAUCAAGACUGUGCACCCAGGCCUUACAGUCCAACCUUUUUCUGUGUCUGGCUAAUAUUUAAAACUAAAAAAAAACAAAAAACAAAAAAAAAAAACCCCAACAAAAAAAAAAAAACUAUUCCUAAUCAACAUGGAGUGGAAAGUUUAUUCACUGUCUUAUCUGCAGAAAUUUGCUGUCCAUAUAUAACCCGCCUGCAGUGGAAAGUGUAUAGUGUUUUGUAAUAAAUGGCCUGAUGCUAAUGUGUAAAUGGCAAAGGUGUAUAUAGUAUAUUAAUGUUUGACUGUUAAUUCUUAAGCAAGAACCUUUUUUCUUGAUGAGACUCUCAGAUCUACAAAAACAACAGAAGUUCAUUUUCUCGUUCUCCCCAGUGCACUCGGCAGCCAGUGUUCUGCCUCGCGGCAGUCAGGCCAGCCCCUUCACCAAAACACACAAUAGCCCAACCGCCACCAAACAGCCCAUCCAUGUCACCCGCACCGAUAGCUUCGUGUUCAUUCUCUGCCACUGGAGUCAGUUUCAUUCUGGUCAGUGUAGGGCUGCUAGCCUUGCAAUGACUCGGUUGAUGUGGAAAAUCGGUGAUGUGACCUUGUUUCUAGAUCUUUUUCAUUGCCUUUUACUCUGAUCUUAGGUUCAUCCUUUCGAAGCUGUAGUUACGCUGUGACAUUUAGCAUGGCUUCCCACAGGUUAGUGUAGCCAGUGAGGACAGAUCACCAGGACAGCGGCUGUCCCGGGCGACAGCUGUCGCGCUCAGCUUUUCCUUCUGCCUAGAACAUAAACUAGAAAACAAGGGGAGAAACGUGGCGAACAGGCGGUUUUCAGUUCGUUUCACAUCCGUGGCUUACACCUGAUGUUUGACAGUUCAAUCUCUGGGUGGGAUAGAGAGACUUGAGUGUCAGUGAUGGGAAUUUCAAAACAUUUAAGACAAAUAUGCAAAACUUUGCUAUGUCAGGAUGCUCGGAGCCUAAUAGAAGACUGUAUUUGGUGUGCUUGUUUUGUUUCUUUGGUAGAGCUUAUUAGGUGAGUCUUCUCGAACUUUCCUUCUGGAUCCCAGCGAAGCGGAAGUCCUCAGCCCCACAGAGCUCGGUGUCAGUACACCAACGCGUCCGGUUGAGUUUGCUCAGCCAGUUUUACUUGAAAGCAAGAAUCGUCCUAGCUCCUUUUCCCUGAUCCCAGAUAGGGUUAACAUUUGAAGCAGGGUUUGAUUAAAGAGGAAACUACUGGUUAGUUACCGUGAUUGAGGUAUUGUGAUUUCAGAAUAAACACUUACUUAAAGAUAAACGCAUCGGUUGAUACUGUAUUGACAAGAGAAUUGGUAACUUGAAUAUGUGUAAGUUUUUGGAACCUGUCUAAAAACCAAAUACCCCUGCACACAGAUACAGUUCACCCUAUUCUAUUUAAAUAUUUUGCUGUUUUGUUUUAUAGAAAUUAUUUUGCUCAAUUCACAAAUAGAAUUUGAUUUAAGAAGAACUUUAUGUCUUGGUGUGUGGUUGUUUUUUUGUCCUUGUUUUCUGAAGGACUGCAUAUUCAAGUUAGUGCUGUGCGGAGCGUGCCUCGGCAUGCGCUGAAUCCAGGUCAGGCCCCUGGAGUUUUUGUGCACAGAGAGGUCUGACCUUCGGCCCUUCACUAAGGAUUUAGAGAAAACAGGAUGCUGACCCUGUAGACGCUUCCUAACAGACUCAAUCUUGUACUUUUUGUAUGUUUUUUAUAUACAUGUGUAUUUAAUGAGCACAAGCUUAGUUGUACUUUUUAAAGUUCAGUUAACAGGAAAACGUUCUGUCAACAGGCUGUGGUUGGAACCGAUCAAAGCAGAGACAAAAUUGUGAUCAAAGGGGGAGAUAUUUGAGAUGAAGCUGUGGGUAUCUUACUCGCAGUUCUCUGCAGUCAGUCUGCGCUUCUAGGUUUUCUGUGAUACUAGGAAAUUUUGACGCCAGAUAGAUCCUGUUUUUUACCUUAAAUAUAUUACAUCUGAGUGUGUUCAGUUUGACGGAAGCUGUUUCAAUUCCAGUUGGUCGUUUUUCAUUUAAAAGUUGCUCAAUUCCAAGCUUCCUUAGCAAUAGGGUCACCUGAUUUGGACAAGUUGCCAUCGUUAAAUACACCAUCUCACCAUCCGAGAGGUGACUGGCAUUCCCCACUCCUUACCAAAUGUACUUCAUUUAGCAGCUUGAAUGGCUUGACGUUUUAGAAGGCUGCUUUCUGUGUACAAGUCCCCUUGUGCCAGGUGAGGGCUGGUGACUCCUUUUCCCCUCCAUUUGAGGAAGAGUGGUCUCUGUUGUGACCAGGAUCAAGGGGAAAUGAACAACAGAGUUAUUUUUUGUUUGUUUGUGCAAAUUAUUUUCUAUAUUUAACUCUUAAACAAGCAUUAAUGUAUAACCGGAAAUUUUAAGAUGCAUGUUAUUGUAAGAGCAACGUAGUGGUGAUUUUGAGAUCUUUUUCUGAACAUAAAUGGCACAUUUUAAACUUCAAGUCUUCAAAGUGCCUAAAGAUUAUUUAUCCCUCAACUGAUUUCUUGAGCCAUAUAUAUAUUUCCUACUUUCAAUGUUUGUUGCGGAAUCGCUAGUCUUCCUUUCGAAGAAGUAUCCCCAGAAUUCUAAAUGGCAUGAUUACUUUCUAGAAGACGGUAGAAGCUGUUAACAUAAAGACUGAAGAUAUUUUCACUGUUCAUCUGUGAGCAAGGGCUUUGCCCUGUUGGAUCUAAGUGUUUUAGUGCACAACUUGGUAAAAACCAUAUUGCUGCUGUUUCUAAGCCCUCCACCAACCAAAUUCCAUGUUCAGCAUUGUAGAGGCAGAAAUAACACAAUCCUAUUUGGGGGUUUUUGUCUUUCGUUGAUUUUUCUCAGUAAUAAUUUCCCAGCCUUGUGUCUUUUAGCUCUUAUGUAUACAAAUUUAGAAUUAUUAAAAUGUUUUAUAUUUUUUCAUGAUUAACUUUUAUUAGUGAAUAACAACUACUUAAGUAUUUAAUCCUUGUAGUGGUUAAAAAGAUGAGGGUCCUUUUUUAUUUGAAUUGCAUUUCUAAACGAAAGCAGCAGUCAAUAUUCAGAUAACUCCAAAAUAGUUCCUUUCAGUGUUUUUUUUGUUUUUGUUUUUUUAGUAUUUUUCCAGCUUCGGUUCUCCCAAGAACUCUGCUGAAUUUUGUGGUUCAUUUGGUGGAUAUCCUGCCUUAUUUAGAAUUGUAACUGGAUAAGAAAAUUGCCUUUUCAUUCAUUAUAAGUGCCCGAUUUUGGUCUCUAGUUUGAAGGUACCUACAUACUGCCGAGCGAGUAGAACACACCUUCCCCCCAGUUUUGUGUUACGGGAAAACCAUUCAGUACUGGUUUCCCAGUAGGGCUCAAUCGGAAUUGGUCCCGCACCAAUGUGAGUGUUUAGUGUUUGGCAAGUUUUGGGGUGUGAUAAUUCACUACAGAAAUGCUCAAUGUAUUACCUUGCUGCCGAUUGUAUUUCUGACAAUUCGUUUGUUUGCAAACAAAAUGUAGCACUUCUCCUCCAAACUUAAGAGGUGUGAGAAAAAAGGGGGAAAGAUCCAUCAUGUUUUAAACUUGGAAAUCAGUAAAAUGUUUUUAUUUUGAAACCCAGAUUCCCAAAAGGAAAUUUCACCACCAGAUCACACACUUCUCAGCCUUUUUCCAGCCGAGACUGACUGAAGAUUGUCCACAGGUCCUAAGAUUUAGCACAUAUACAAAAAUAAAACUUUAUAAAUUAAA